GGGAAGCGGACCUGAUGACGGUGAUGGUGGCAGGCGGCAGCAGCCAGUAGUGACUCCACACUUCCGCCGCUCUCCGCUCCUAACACCGCCUCUCCUCCUCCGGAGCACCGCGGGCAGCCCUGCCGUCCUCCCUCCUCCUCCCCCUGACCCCCGUCCCCCCCCCCAAACACCCUCCCACCACCAGCGACAUCUUCACCGGGACCGCUGUCGGAGCGUAUCCGUGUUGAGAUGCGAGCUCCCCGGGAAACUCCGGAGCCAAACUUUUUGUGGGUCGGACGAGGCGGCGGCCGCUGCUGCCGCUGCCGCGCGGAGCCAUGACGACGGCCGGCAGCUUCGCUGUGUUUCUCUCCUGGAUGUGUUGUUGUUGUUAGUGCGAGAGGAGGUGGAGGGUGGGGGGGGUUGUUGAAGCCAGUUUGGGGGUUUGUUUGGUGAGCCCUUUAAAACGCUGCAGCCCCGCACCUCCGCCCCGGACCCGGAUCCGGACCCGAGCCUCGGACCCCGGACCCUCGGGGGUGGCGCCGUCCGGAGAGGAGCUCCUUCAGGGGGGAGAGUUGCUCCGGCAGGGAUGGGGGACUUCGCCUCCCCCCCCGUCGCCGGGGCCGGGGCCCCCGGCAGCAUGUGCCUCAACAGCGGCAUGGUGACCCCGGCCGUCGCGGGGCCCCCGGUGUUGGGGCCCCCCGGGGGGGGCAUCCCCAAGCACAGCACCGUGGUGGAGCGGCUGCGGCAGCGCAUCGAGGGCUGCCGCCGCCACCACGUCACCUGCGAGAGCCGCUACCAGCAGGCGCACGCCGAGCAGCUGGAGAUGGAGCGCCGGGAGACCGUCAGCCUGUUCCAGCGGAGCCUGGAGCAGCGGGCCAAGAAGUCUGGAGGAGGAGGCACCAAGCAGCCGCAGAGCAAGCAGCCCGACCCGGAGCCCGCGUCCUCCGCGGAGCAGAGGAGCAGCACGCUGAUCGCGCUCCAGGAGACUGUAAAGAGGAAACUGGACAGUGCUCGAUCGCCCCUGAAUGGAGACCAGAACGGCAUCUGUGACGGAGGCAGCUAUUCUCCGACUACCAAACGGGCAAGGAAGGACGGUUCUGGCGGUUUGGACUCACUAACGGGCCUUCCUAACAGCAACACUAACAGCAAUGUGCCACCCAUCUCUCCACUGCAUCACCAAAUGGACAUUAAGCCCAUCCUCAGCGGGCCCAACACUUCUGCCGGAAACAACACUACGAACAGCAACGGCACCCACGCGGGCCGAGCGUCGGACGAGCUGGGGAAGAACGGCGGCAGCCACCUCCCCGACAUGAAGCUGAACGGCUCGCUGGACUUGGAGGACAGCUUCGGCCUCCUCAAGGACCUGAAGCAGGAGCCGCUGGACGACGGGGGAGGGAUGGAGUCGUCCGACCCGCAGUCUCUGUCCAACCAGAACAAACUGUUCUCCGACAUCAACCUCAACGACCAGGAGUGGCAGGAGCUGAUCGACGAGCUGGCCAACACCGUGCCGGAGGACGACAUGCACGACCUCUUCAACGAGGACUUUGAGGACAAGAAGGAGGCGGAGUUUGGCAGGCCGGCGAACAAUCAGACGCCGGGGCCGCAGGAAGCAGCCGGCAGCACGCCGGCGUCCGGAGGAGGGCCAGGGUCGACGGCAGCGCUGCCUCCUCCUCAGCCUCCGCAGGGAGUCCCGCAGGUUCCCAUCGGUUCACCGCAGGUGCGUCCGUCGUCGUCGGGCCCGCAGUUCGCCACGACUGCCAACGGGACGCCUCCUCAGCAGCCUCUCCAGCAGUCCCCGGCCGUCGCCAUGGUUUCAGGCUCGCCGUUGCACAACUGCGUGGCUCGCUCCCCUCAGACUCCGACCCAGGCUCAGAGCGGUCAAGCGGUCUCCAGGCCUGGGAAUGGAUUCAUGAUGAAUCCGGGCCCGGGGGUCAGUCAGGCGGGCUCGGCGGGGCCCGGGCCGGUCAGCGCGGCCCCCGGGGGUCAGCCCGUAGGGCCCGUCACGCCUGAACUUUCUCCAGCGGAGCAGCUAAAAGCCAUGGCCCAGCAGUGUGCCAAGCGGUUGCAUCAGAAGCAGCAGCAAGCGGCUAACUGGUCCCCCGCCGGCGCUCCAACCAGUCCCUACAACUCCGGUCCCUUUAACCAAGACAAACCCAACAGCCCCAUGAUGUACCCACCACAAGCCUUUAACGCACCGCAGGCCCCUUUAGUGGCUGGAAUGACCCCCAACAAUGGGCCUAAAGCGCCCAUGAACAACUACCUCCCUCACAACCACAUGGGCAUGAUGGGACAGCAGCAGCCCGCCGGUCUGAGCCAGAACGCCCUGUCCAAGCAGCAGCAGCAGCAGCAGCAGCAGCAGCAGACGGCAGCCAUGCUGUCGUACAGCAACACCAAACCGCUGAGCCACUUCAGCGGCAGCGGGGUGGACCACAUGGGUCAGAGGAUGACUCCACCCAUGGGGGGGAACAAUCAAGUCAAGAACCCCAUGAUGCCACCUUACAUGAGCGGCGCUGGAGGCGGCGGCCAGGGGGCGGGGCCGGGCCCGACGCAGGGGCCCAUCCCGGGGCAGACGCCCCACCUGAACGAGGAGCAGAAGAGGAUGUUGCUGAUGAAGCAGAAGGUUUUGAACCAGAGCAUGCCGUACUCCAACAUGCAGCCGCACGGACAGGAACAAGGUGUGGUGGGAAUGUCCCGGCCUCCUGGCGCCAUCCCACCUCCCCACCCUGCCGGGGGUGUCGCCUCGGGGGUGGGGCCCAACCAGGGCUCGGGUCCACCUCCCGGCUACAUGGGCAACCAGCAGCAGGCGGCCAUGAUGAAGCAGAUGAUGGCGAUGGAGCAGGAGAAGAGGGUGCAGAUGCACAUGAUGGAGCAGCAGAAGCAGCAGCUCUUGAGAGAGCAGAGGCAGCAGCAGCAGCAGCAGCUGAUGGCAGAACAGCUCCAGCAGCAGCACCUCCCCAGACAGAUGGGCCAGAAUCAGAGGAACCCGUACCCACAAGUCAGCCAGUACCAAGGUCCUCCCCAGGAUCUGGCGUCCAGGAACCAGCCCCUCCAGAGCAUCCGAGCCGCUCGUCUCCUCCAGCAGCAGCAGCAGCAGCAGCAGCAGCACAGUCAGCAGCAGAUGGUCCAGAUGGGUCCGGUUCAGGGACAGGGAGGCUCCGUGGGACCCCAGGCCGACAUGGGACUCCCCUACGGCACCCAGGGCUCCAACCAGGGCUCCCUGUACGGCCUCAACCCCUCCAUGAGCCAGAUGAUCCACCAGCAGCAGCACCAGAGCCAAAGCGUCCAGGCCUCCAUGGGUCUUCCACCGCAGCACAACCCCGGCGGAGGCCCGCCGCGGCAGGGGGGGGCCGGCCCCGGGGUCGGGGGGAUGCCCGGAGGUCCCGGGGGCGGUGCGGCCGCUGGUUACGGAGGGCAGGGUAUGCUAAUAAACUCAAUGACCCAGCAGCCCCUCAAAGGCCCUCCCAACGCCAAAGCCCAGGCUCAGAGACUGCAAAGCAUGCUGGGUGCUGGGGGAGGAGGGGCGGGCGGCUGGCCGCAGCAGCAAGGACAGAGUCUGCAGGCCAUGGGGGGGGCGGUGGGAAGGACUACAGGAGGAGGGGGCGACAUGGGCGGCUUCAGCUCGGCCCAGGGUUACGGGAUGCAGCCAGGUCAGCCCCAACGCAUCGCCAAGCAACACUUUCCAGGCCCGGGGCAGGCCAUGAGCCAGGGCAUGGACCCCCGGGUGGGCAACCCCGCUGCAGGUAUGGGCGGCCCCAUGAUGGGCCCCCACAUGGGGGGGCAGCCCAGGACCAACCAGCCCCGAGCCAUGCUCAUAAACCAGGGGAUGAACCCGGGGGUGAUGGGGCAGGGCAUGGCCGGGAUGGGGGGGUUCGGGCCGGGCCCCGGGGGGCCGGGGGCCGGGGCGGGGGGAGGCGGAGGGGGGAACGGACCCUACGGACCAGGGGGAGUCGGGGUGGGAGGGCAGCCGCAGGGCUACCAGAGGACAGCCAAUCAGGACCUGUCGUCCUACGGUUAUGGGGGCGGGCCCUCAGAUGGGGGGGCCUUCGGCCUGGGGGACGGCCCCGGGGCGGAGCUGGACUCCAGCGACGGCUGGAUGGAGGUGUUCUUCCCGAGCCAAUAGCCGACGGGAACGUUUUUACAGAAGGAGCCAAACAUCGCAGAAGGACAAAUGUCACAGCCUGAGAAAGUAAAACUGCAAAGGAUGACGCGACGAUGACUGGCCACGUUUUUAUUUUGUUAAACACAAAAAAGGUUUUAAAUGAGUCCCCGUGUCCUGUUUUAUGUCUGUGUGUGUUUGAGGUGGACAGAACACUCGUACGUCUGUCUCGUGCAUAGAAACCAAGAACCGGCCCAGAGAUUGAGAGGUGUGUUUCAUUAGUUUUCACUUUGGUUCUCCGUGGAUUGAAUUCUCCUCAUGUUCCGGCGUGUUUGAAAGCGAACCCCGCCGAAGCCGCGGCGCUCCGGCGGGGUUCGAUCGGAAAAACCGCAGACUGAUGAAGUGGAAGGAAGACUCCAUCUCAAGACGGCAAUUUAUUCAUAUUUGUGUGUUUGUGCGGCGCAGCUCUGCGUUCAGAUGUCUCGACUCUGAGGAGCUGAAGUGGUAGAAAGCACCGUCAGCGCUCCCACUUCCUGUCUUAGACACACACAAACCCGCUCACCUCACACUCCUCACUUGAUCUCUUUAAUUCUCCCUCUUGCUCUCUCCUCCCGCCUUCCCCAUCCUCCCUCCAGAGACUCAUCCAUCGCUCUAAACGCUCCUCUCUCUGUUUAAAUUGCGCACAUCACAACACAACAAACGGUGUUCCUCCGUCGUGCCACACAAGCGCACUCUGCCCUCUAGUGCCUUCGCUAGGCAACCGUCCUGGGAGGCGAGGGGGGGGGCGGUCUCUCUGAUCGUUGUCACUUAGGAUGACGAGUGUGCAUGUGGAGGAAGACAAAGGGAGUGAGAAUAGGGGGUGGAUAGGCAGCUAAAGCCACAACUUGGACUUAAAAGGCAUAAACAUGCGUGUAUAAGAAACACAGAGGCAAGCGUCACCG
This is a messenger RNA of Cololabis saira (Pacific saury), 5016 nucleotides long. It is a transcript of the gene maml3, whose product is annotated as mastermind-like transcriptional coactivator 3. Gene Ontology annotation, molecular function: transcription coactivator activity. The coding region runs from base 566 to 4099 and encodes 1177 amino acids. The transcript has 6 exons. Gene Ontology annotation, biological process: positive regulation of transcription of Notch receptor target; Notch signaling pathway. Gene Ontology annotation, cellular component: nuclear speck; nucleoplasm. Lineage: Eukaryota; Metazoa; Chordata; Actinopteri; Beloniformes; Belonidae. The record is from RefSeq and is a predicted model, not a curated record.